CAACAUAUGGAGAUUAAUGAAAACAAAAAUGAUGGUCUGCAAGACUGUCAAGCAAAGUGCCCGGCCAUCCCAAUACCCGCCAACCGCGCUCCGUCGCUAUCUUUACUAGAUCAGAAAGAUCGAUCAUUCUAAUUUCUAAUCUUAUUUUCGGCCUUUAUUUCGCACUUGGUGUGCAAACAAAAUCCGUUCUUCCCCACCCAACCCCCCGGUUACCGUCUCAUAUUGCGUGGCUGCUGCAUAUAUAUUCUCCGGUCUCUUCUCUGCUUAGAAGAGAUUGAUUGAUCAGAAGCCAUGGAAGCAGCAAGGACUGCAAGAACUCCUGGCAAGCACAGCCUCAGCAAGAAAGCCUCCUCUUCCUCAUUCCGCCUCCGCAGUGAGAGUCUGAAUUCCCUCCGUCUCCGCCGCAUAUUUGAUACCUUUGACGAGAACAGCGAUGGCAUCAUCACCGUCGAUGAACUUAGCCGAGCCCUCAACCUUCUUGGCUUGAACGUCGACCCCACUGAGCUAGAAUUUACCAUCAAAUCCUUCAUUCGUUCGGGCAACCGCGGCCUUGAAUUCGAAGAUUUUUUAUCAUUACACCAGUCCCUAGAUGACACCUACUUUAAUGGGUGCAAUGACGAUAUCGAUGAUGAUAAUACCGUAGCAGCAACAUCAUGUAAUGGUACUGGUGCAAGUAUGGAAGAUAAGGAGGAGAAAAAGAUGAUGUCACAGGAGGAAUUAGACCUUUCGGAGGCAUUCAAGGUGUUCGAUGAGGACGGGGAUGGUUACAUAUCGGCCAGAGAAUUGCAGGUGGUACUGGGGAAGUUGGGAUUCUCAGAGGGAAAUGAGAUUGACAGAGUUGAGAAGAUGAUCACCUCAGUUGAUCGCAAUCGAGAUGGUCGGGUUGAUUUCUUUGAAUUCAAGGAUAUGAUGCGUAGCAUUCUGGUUCGGAGCUCUUGACCAUCGAUCGAUCACUCUCCAUCCUCUGCAAUUUUAUGCAUUCAUGCUUAUUUCCAUUUGGUUUUGGUGUUGACCUAAUUAAUUAAAUUGUCUUGAUCAUCUUUCGCUUCUUCUAUAUAUUUUAUUGCUUCGACCUUUUUAUACAUAUAGAAGAUCUAUUUUCACAGUUCCUUGGCUCUACUUAUCGAUAUGUAAACACGCGGCCAGACGUGGUGGGAUCCAAUCAAUUAAAAAGGGAUGCUAUUCUCCAUAUUCUUGUGAAAGUGCUACUAAUUAAUUAGGCGCUGGUAGCCUGGUAGAACUAGAUAUCAAUCAAGACACACGGUUUCACCAAUAUAUAUAUAUUU
This is a messenger RNA of Juglans regia (Persian walnut), 1286 nucleotides long. RefSeq names its product calcium-binding allergen Bet v 3. The record is from RefSeq and is a predicted model, not a curated record. The transcript has a single exon. Gene Ontology annotation, molecular function: calcium ion binding. The coding region runs from base 292 to 939 and encodes 215 amino acids. NCBI's taxonomy places the organism in Eukaryota, Viridiplantae, Streptophyta, Magnoliopsida, Fagales, Juglandaceae.